AUGGUUCACUCUACGAGCGAGGAACGCGCUGUACAUUUGACACGGGAGGCUGUUGAGUUAAUUGAUGCUGGCCAUCGUGAGGCCGCCUCACGAAACCUCCGAGAAGCUCUCUCCUUGGCUCCAGAGCAUCCGGCAGUCAAGGAAGCUUUUGUUAAGAUCCAGCAGGAAGAGGAAAAUGGCCAUCACCUGCUAGAUCUCUGUCGACGCUAUACCGGUGGCAAGGACGAGCCCGCGGGCAAAGACGCCGCCCUUUAUCUCCGUACCGACGGACUCAAGCCUCCCGAGGAGGUUGCAUUGGAAUGUGUCAAGCUCCUGCUGGCGCAAAGGCCCCAUGCCUUGUCGUCGCUGCAGGAUGACAUUAUCUCGGGGCUCGUUCGCCAGAACACCAGCGUGCGGCGCUACUUCUCAGAGCAGCUCCAGGUGUCGGUGACCACGUUCUUCGAUGAGAUCUAUGAAAGAGGCGACGGGGCUGCCGUAUGCCUCGACACCGUUGUCUUGGACCCCACCGUUUGGCCGUCCGAAGAUGCUCGUCUACACUGUGAGCGCGAGCUUUUCUUGCUCUUCAUCGCCAAGCUCAUGGAGUCGGGCCACGACAUGGACGGUCGCUCCCUCAAAGGAAUUGCGCGUUUGCUUGCCGUCGAUGCGGCAAAGCUGCAGGAGUUGGUUGACGAUGAAGGACUUGAUGUGAUCUUGUCCUCUUUGGACAGCCGUCUUCCCCUCGAGUGGAGAAGUCAAGCGACCCUAGCAACCGUCAAGUACCUCGAAAUAUCCAAGCAAGUUGGCGAAGAGAGGUUCUCUCGGCUCGUAACUGCCAAGGUCGUCAAGGGUCGCAGCGACGAUCUCAUCGAGGCAUUCUCGGCCACGGCUGCAGUCUUCCCCGUGAUACCAGAAGUUGCGGCCAAUCUCUUCCUGUCGGAGAGCUACUUGGCUGCUUUGGCGCCUUUGACCUCCAGAGACGCGAAGAGCCGCAAGGUCGAGCCCCAUUUUCUGGAAUUGUUGAAUGCUGCGUGCAUGAACAAGGCCUGUCGGGAAGCCAUUUCAAAGCAUCUUUCGACCUGGCUUUCCCACCUUCUUACCAAUGGCUGCGACGAGAGUUCCGAGAUGGCGGCAGUCAUUCUGGCCAAGGUCCGUACUGCUGCUCAAGUUGGUUCUUCCGACUCCAACGGCAAAGUAGAGGAAGAAAACAGCAGGGUCACCGAGCUCGUCGAUCGCUUCAAGGACUUGAUGUCGAAGCGUAAGACUGAGAACCUAUCCAACGUGAUUGAGGGCUUGGCCUACGCUUCGGUAAAGUCCACUGUCAAGGAACAGCUCGCCACAGACGUGGCAUUCCUACAGGAUCUCGUCAAGAUUCUGCGCGAAAACUGCACCGAUUCGUCAGUGCUCUACGGUGGUCUCAUGAUCAUUGUGAACCUCACACAGUUCCCACCCACUUUGACAGAAGAGCAGAAGAAAAUGUCCCAACUCAAGUCCUAUGCCGAGGCCUCUCCUAGCGGGGCCCGAGCCAAGCCAGACCCCCUUGAUGACGAGCAACAUGUCAUCGCACGUUGCAAUGCGCUUAUCAAGGCUGGUGUCAUGCCUCUUCUGGUAGAUUGCGGCAAGACGAAUCUCUCCUCGGUGCAAGGUCUCAUGGGCAAGAUCGUCCUUGCCCUGUCAUGGGACCGAAAGUCUCGGGGAACCUUGGCACAGCAAGGCGCUGUCAAGUUCUUGCUCGUUAUGGCAGCCGCAAAGCAGGGGACCCCGGGGACAAACGCCACUGAAGCGGUACAGAAUGCGUCGCAAGCACUUGCACGAAUUUUAAUUUCCGUCAACCCGGUCCACGUGUUCCCUUCUUCUGGCUUCCCCCAGAUCACAUCCGCCAUCCGGCCUCUGACCGCGCUUCUGGUAAGCCCGGAGACGACCAGCCUGACGGCGGAACAACCGCGGAAUCUUUUACCGGUCUUUGAGAGUCUGCUUGCUCUGACGAACCUAGCCUCUCACCCGGAUGAGACUGCUCCUGAAGCUAUCGUCCGUCAGGCCUGGCCCGUAGUAGAGGACCUCUUGCUCUCCAGUAGUCCCAUGGUUCAGCGAGCUGCCUGCGAGCUGAUCUGCAAUUUGAUGACUUGCGAGUCCGGUAUCGUCAAAUAUGCCGAUGGCUCGAAGCGCGCGGCGCAACGGCUGCAUGUGCUGUUGGCUCUUACUGACACGGACGAUAUGGCCACCCGCAGCGCUGCUGGCGGAGCUCUUGCGAUGCUGACCGAAUUCGAAGCGGCCAUUGCCGGUAUCCUGGAACGGCCCCGGGGUGUCCCGCUACUGCUGGCCAUGUGUCAGGAAGAAGAUGAGGGUUUGGUGCAUCGCGGUGUAGCCUGUGUGCGGAACAUGACCUGCCUUGCCACGGGGGAUAUUGGCCGGCGGGCCAAGGAAGCCAUCAAGGCAAACGGAGGAGUUAAUAUACUGAGCAGUGUGCUGAAGAAGACGAAGAACCCCGCGAUACUCCAAGUCGGGGUCGAAGCCUUGAAGCCAUUGGUCGAAUAG
This is a messenger RNA of Aspergillus vadensis CBS 113365, 2511 nucleotides long. Its product is annotated as UNC45-central domain-containing protein. Bases 1 to 2511 code for a protein of 836 amino acids. The record is from RefSeq and is a predicted model, not a curated record. NCBI's taxonomy places the organism in Eukaryota, Fungi, Ascomycota, Eurotiomycetes, Eurotiales, Aspergillaceae. The transcript has 2 exons.